AUGGCCUUCUAUGUUCCUAUUCCUAGUGUAUCUGUGGUGAGUCUGACCUCCUGCCUGGAGAAAUCUGCUAAUUAUGACAAAAUCAAGAAAAUGGUGAAGCAAGCAUCAGAGGGAAACUUGAAGGCAUCUUGGGCUACACAGAAGCCCAGUGACAGCUAUAUUGUUCGUGUCAAAGCUGUGGUUAUGACCCGAGAUGACUCCAGUGGGGGAUGGUUACCUCAAGAAGGAGGGGGUAUCAGUCGAGUUGGUGUCUGCAAGGUCAUGCCCCCCGAUGGCAACGGAAGAAGCGGUUUUCUCAUCCAUGGGGAACGGCAGAAAGACAAACUGGUGGUAUUGGAAUGCUAUGUAAGAAAAGACUUGGUCUACACGAAAGCAAACCCAACAUUUCAUCAUUGGAAAGUUGAUAAUAGAAAGUUUGGGCUUACUUUCCAAAGCCCAGCUGAUGCACGAGCCUUUGACAGAGGAGUGAGAAAAGCAAUAGAAGACCUGAUCGAAGGAUCUACAACUUCUUCUUCAACAAUCCAUAAUGAAGCUGAGCUUGGAGACGACGACGUUUUUACAACGGCUACAGACAGUUCUUCUAAUUCUUCUCAGAAGAGGGAGCCACCCACCCGGACAAUCUCUUCGCCCAUGUCUUGUGAGCACCGGAGUAUAUAUACCUUGGGCCAUAUCCAUGACCAAUAUAGUUCUGACCACUAUCAACUUGAACAAUCCAUCCCAAGACCGUACAGACAGGUCAGUUUCCCAGAUGAUGAGGAGGAAAUCGUCCGCAUCAACCCUCGGGAAAAGAUUUGGAUAACGGGGUACGAGGAUUACCGGCACGCUCCUGUGAGGGGCAAAUACAUGGACAGCUCGGAGGAUGUAGACUCCUACGUGCGCUUCGCCUCCAAGGGUGAUGCCUCCAAGCACGACUACACCUACCCCUACAUUGACCACUCAGACUUUGACCCAGGGGAGGACCCCAAAGGAAGGGAUCUAGGGAGCGUGAUUAAAACUCAGCCCAACCGAGGCAAGUCCCGUCGGCGGAAGGAGGAUGGGGAGCGGUCACGGUGUGUGUACUGUAGAGACAUGUUCAACCACGAAGAGAACCGGAGGGGUCAGUGCCAGGAUGCCCCUGACCCCAUCAGAACUUGCAUCCGCCGAGUGAGCUGUAUGUGGUGUGCAGACAGCAUGCUCUAUCACUGUAUGUCUGACCCAGAGGGAGACUAUACGGACCCUUGUUCGUGCGACACCAGCGAUGAAAAGUUUUGCCUCCGGUGGAUGGCCCUCAUCGCCUUGUCCUUCCUGGCCCCCUGUAUGUGCUGUUACCUGCCCCUCCGAGGCUGCUACAACUGUGGGGUGAUGUGUAGGUGCUGUGGCGGGAAACACAAAGCGGCUGGAUGAAGACGGCAGCCUCUCGUUCUCUCUCCCUCUCUCCUUACCAUUGGCAGGGGCUGAUGACCCCCCCAAAGGGGGAGCCUCCUCUCCAGAGCCCCACUGCACCUGGAGACAUCAUUCCAGCCUGGGGAACCCCUCCAGUGGGUUUGCCACUUGAGCUCCAGCCAGCCACUCUUAUUGGUUCACCCAGACACACACACAUAUUCACCCCACCCCCAGUGUUCUAAUGAAAUUAACCUUCGGCAUAGACUAUUGUAUUAUUAAUAAUCUGUAAUCCAACUGAUUGUCUUG
This is a messenger RNA of Gracilinanus agilis (Agile Gracile Mouse Opossum), 1668 nucleotides long. RefSeq names its product sprouty related EVH1 domain containing 2 (gene SPRED2). The record is from RefSeq and is a predicted model, not a curated record. The transcript is spliced from 6 exons. Gene Ontology annotation, cellular component: membrane. Lineage: Eukaryota; Metazoa; Chordata; Mammalia; Didelphimorphia; Didelphidae. Gene Ontology annotation, molecular function: protein kinase binding; oxidoreductase activity, acting on the aldehyde or oxo group of donors, NAD or NADP as acceptor. Gene Ontology annotation, biological process: negative regulation of MAPK cascade; multicellular organism development. The coding region runs from base 1 to 1383 and encodes 460 amino acids.